AUGAACAACCCAGCUAUCUCAAACCUGGUCAUCUCCCUCGGUGCCAUGCAAGUGGCCCGAAAGAUCCCUAUGGAUGAUCCUAAAAUAAUCAACUACCUUCGAAUCGGUUAUGUAGCCAGUCAAGUCAUCUCUUUGGCUAUCUACUACUUUAUCACUCUCAAGAUCCGAAGAAAGAACGAUUUAACAGUUUUGAAAUACGUUAACCCUGCUCCACCCAUGAACCCCGACGCUAAACCCGAGCUCGUCCAAACCACCGUCAAAGAUUACGAUUUGGCUGAAGUUGGUAAAGCUAUCAAGAGUUUAUUGUCUCUCGCUUUCAUGGCUUUCCUCCACGGAUACCUCAAAUACACUCAACCAUUGUUCAUUCAAGGACUCAUGGGAUUGAAAUCUACCCUCGAAUCCAACCCCGCUAAACUCCACAUAUUCGGUAAAAAAGCCGAAGGUGAUUUAGCCAGACCUUUCAAAGCCGGAGGUGGUUUACUUGAAAGUUUGACUGGAAAAGCUUCUGGACCUCAGACCGACGCUGCUUCCAUCAAAGCAGCUGAAAAAGCAGGCGGAAAAUCAGAGUAG
This is a messenger RNA of Kwoniella shivajii, 570 nucleotides long. RefSeq lists its product as uncharacterized. Gene Ontology annotation, cellular component: endoplasmic reticulum; mitochondrion. Gene Ontology annotation, biological process: protein targeting to ER. The transcript has 6 exons. The record is from RefSeq and is a predicted model, not a curated record. Lineage: Eukaryota; Fungi; Basidiomycota; Tremellomycetes; Tremellales; Cryptococcaceae. The coding region runs from base 1 to 570 and encodes 189 amino acids.